Lachancea lanzarotensis is the source of this 450-nucleotide messenger RNA. It is a transcript of the gene COX6, whose product is annotated as LALA0S04e06348g1_1. The transcript has a single exon. The coding region runs from base 1 to 450 and encodes 149 amino acids. Gene Ontology annotation, biological process: mitochondrial electron transport, cytochrome c to oxygen. The record is from RefSeq and is a predicted model, not a curated record. Gene Ontology annotation, cellular component: mitochondrial inner membrane. Lineage: Eukaryota; Fungi; Ascomycota; Saccharomycetes; Saccharomycetales; Saccharomycetaceae.
AUGUUUUCCAGAACCAUUUUCAGAGGAGCUCGUGUAAACAGCAGAAAUCUGCUAACUUUUGCGGGUCAAAGAACCAGUGUGGUUCGCUCUAUGCCCAAGUUGACUUCAUUCCAAUCGGUACGGAAAUACUCGGAUCAGCAUGAAGAAGAAACUUUUGAAGAAUUCACUGCGAGAUACGAAAAGGAAUUCGAACAGGCCUACGAUUUGUUUGAAGUGCAGAGAGUUUUGAACAACUGUUUCUCUUACGACCUGGUUCCUGCGCCAGCCGUGGUGGAAAAGGCUCUAAGAGCGGCCAGAAGAGUGGACGACUUGCCCACAGCUAUCCGUGUUUUCGAGGCCCUCAAAUACAAGGUUGAAAACGAGGAGCAGUACAACGCGUACCUUAACGAAUUGAAGGACGUGCGUGCUGAAUUGGGAAUCCCACUAAAGGAAGAGCUUUUCACCAACUAG